UGGUGGGGUGGCUGGUGGGAAAGGUUGGUAGGAUGUGUAAAGCAGAUUAUUAGGAGAAUUUUGGGACGAGCUUCGUUAACUUACGAAGAACUCUACACAAUUAUCUGUGAGGUAGAGGGUUUGAUGAACUCUCGACCACUUACUACUCUCUCGGAAGAUACUGAAGAUUUGAUUCCGUUGACUCCUAAUAUGUUUCUGCAAGGAAUAAAGGAAACUGGACUUCCCGAUUUAGACCAUAUGGAAAAGGUCAAUCUUGGGAAGAGAUUCCGUUAUUUAUGCAAAUUGAGAAAAGAUUUACGAAAUAGAUUUCGAAUUGAGUACCUGGCGCAAUUGCAAAACCCGAGGGGGUUAGCCAAGGGCACUAAAAUGAUUGCUGUGGGAGAUAUCGUCUUGGUUGGACAUGACAAUCAAAAACGACUUGAUUGGCCUCUGGCGAGAGUUGUCGAGAUCUAUCCAGGUAAAGAUGGAUUGGUGAGAGUGGUAAAAUUAAAAACACAGGUUGGAUUUCUUAUCCGUCCUGUUAGGAAAUUGUACCUAUUGGAGAUUUCUUCGGGGGAUGAGAAGAAAGAUAUGCAAGAAGAAUUUCGUGACAGGACUGCAGGAAGUGAUGUGACAAACUCAUCUGAGAAGUAUCGAGUCUCCAAAAGGGGCAGACCCCUAAAGACUCCCAAGCGGUUAAAUCUAUAA
Molecule: messenger RNA, 687 nt
Organism: Centruroides sculpturatus (bark scorpion)
Lineage: Eukaryota; Metazoa; Arthropoda; Arachnida; Scorpiones; Buthidae
Exons: 1
Molecular function (GO): nucleic acid binding
Source: RefSeq, a predicted model, not a curated record